Messenger RNA from Neurospora tetraspora, 1731 nucleotides. RefSeq lists its product as uncharacterized. NCBI's taxonomy places the organism in Eukaryota, Fungi, Ascomycota, Sordariomycetes, Sordariales, Sordariaceae. The coding region runs from base 160 to 1659 and encodes 499 amino acids. The transcript has a single exon. The record is from RefSeq and is a predicted model, not a curated record.
CCUCGGCUAGUCCCGUCGAAGGUCUUCUUCUCUCCACCUUCCAUCGCACAUUGAGCCAACAUUAAAUUCUCGACUCCUGCAACAGUAACAAAGCGAAAUAUCACGCGAUAUUAACCGCCAUAGGAUGCAGCGCGCUGUCAUUUCGAUCUAUCUGCCACCAUGAUUGCGACUAUUAACCCGCGCGUUGCGCGCCUCUCGAUUGUUGUCUUCUGCCUUCUCGGCCUCACCUUUGGCCUGCUCUAUGCCUACAGAGACAGCCCAACAGCCACCCGACUACUCAAGACGAUUCCGAUCAUUAAUGACAACAACAGCCCCUCCAGUAAUCAACCCGCGGACGACAACAAACCUCCACUUCCCGGGUCUCAGCCGCCCAAAUACAAACCCCCUCCAAAGAACCCUCCCCCGCCCAUCACCGACCCCUUCCCUUUGCUCGCCACCACUUCCAAGGACGUCCUUCCUCCCCCGAUCCCCGCAUACAACAUCCCCCACCCUGACCUCCAUCUCCACUACGGCCUCUCCCGCCCUCCCCCGCUCUUCAUCGGUUUCACGCGUCAAUGGCCCAUGCUCCUGCAAGCCGUAGUCUCGUACAUCACCGCCGGCUGGCCCGCCUCCGGCAUCUACGUCGUCGAGAAUACAGGCGUGCACAACUCCAACCGGGCCGGCCUGCUCUCCCUACAAAACCCGUUCUUUCUCAACCACACCACACUCAAACGACUGGGCGUGAACGUCAUCCAGACGCCCGUGCUGCUCAACUUUGCGCAGAUGCAGAACUUUUUCCUGGACGUCGCCUACCAGGAGGAUCACAAGUAUUACUUUUACAGCCACCAGGACGUGCUGGUGUUUUCGUUCGAGGACGGGCCGGAUCAGGAGCGCAGGCCGGGCGAUAGGGAGUGGGAAGUCUAUGAUGAGGAGGAUAAGAAGGCAACGGUUACGAACCCGCCGGCUGCGGGCGAGGAGGGGUACAUGACUAUUUAUGAGAAUUGCCUAAGGGAGAUUAACACGACUGUGGCUAGGGGGGAGAGGUGGGGGUUCCGCUGGUUUCAGUAUGAUCACUUGACGCUGGUGAACCGGGCGGCGCUGGAGGCGGUGGGCGGGUGGGACUCGAUGAUCCCGUAUUAUGCGACUGAUUGCGACAUGAAUGGGAAGUUGGCCAUGGAUGGUUGGACGAUGAAGCAUCGACGGGCAGGUAUUGUUAAUGAUGUGUCUAGCGUCAUGACGGAUUUGGAGGCGCUCUAUCGGAACCCGGCUGUUGUUCCGGGGUUUGUGGAUCCGAAUCCGUUGCCGCCGGAUCAGGAGGAGAGUAUCAAGGAGAGGGGCAAGUGGAAGGUGAAGAAGGUUUCCGGCGAUUCGAACACGACGACCAUGCCCACGGACCCGAAAGCGUAUUUCCGCAUCCUCAACCAGGUUGGAAUCGACAUGGGCGCCUACAAGUACCGCGAUGGUGACCGCCAGCGCAACAGGUGGCAGAAAAGCCAGCAAGGUGGUCUGGGAGAGCCGUACCACUACGAUCCGGAAGGUUUCGCCCGUGCUUUUCAACUACUGACAGAGGCUGGAAGGCGUAUCUACAGCGAGAAAUGGGGUCAUCAAGGGUGUGACAUUGCAGAGAAGACGCAACUGAAGUUGCAAGAUCAGUGGAGGGUUGAAGGGGAUUUUGAAUAGGAAGUUGGUCCAUACGGGAUUUUGCCUGCGAACACAACAAGUGCUCACUACCUACACCUGAUGAUCUAUCUC